Messenger RNA from Coregonus clupeaformis (lake whitefish), 1074 nucleotides. It is a transcript of the gene ca4c, whose product is annotated as carbonic anhydrase IV c. The transcript has 8 exons. Gene Ontology annotation, cellular component: plasma membrane. NCBI's taxonomy places the organism in Eukaryota, Metazoa, Chordata, Actinopteri, Salmoniformes, Salmonidae. The record is from RefSeq and is a predicted model, not a curated record. Bases 67 to 1029 code for a protein of 320 amino acids. Gene Ontology annotation, molecular function: zinc ion binding; carbonate dehydratase activity.
CUUUCUUCAUCUCUAUCUAUCACCCCGUCUCUCAGGUGGAGGGUCAGAUUGUGUUUUCAUUAGUGUAUGUCUCUAUACGGCUCCUGGGAGUGUGAGAGAGUGGUAGUCAUGGAUUUCGCUCUUCACCUCUCCACUCUGCUCUCUGUUCUCACCCACUGCUCAGCUCAGUGGUGUUACAAGAGCCAGUACUCCUGUGACAACACAUGCAGAGACCCUAGUCGGUGGCCAGGCCUGUUCCCUGACUGUGGCGGUCUGCGUCAGUCUCCCAUAAACAUUGUGACAAACCAUGUCCAGGCCAACCACUCCCUGUCACCUUUGACCUUCUACGGUCAUCACAACAUUCUCAACAUCACUGUUGAGAACAUGGGGCAUUCCGCCCACUUCUCCCUGCCUUCGUCGGUGCAGGUCAGUGGAGGGGGUCUGGCAGGUCGGUACCGGGCCAUUCAGUUCCACCUGCACUGGGGUGUGGACGCUGGGCCUGGGUCCGAACACACUGUUGACGGAGAACACUAUCCCAUGGAGUUGCACAUUGUUCACAUCAAGGAGCCAUACAAUAGUCUAGAGGAGGCUGAGCAUGACAAAUCUGGUAUAGCGCUGCUCGCCUUCCUGUUCGAGGAGUCCAAUGAUGAUCACCAUCACUACAACUCUCUUAUAGAAGCCCUGGGAAGAGUUCAGAAUAACGGGAAUCAAAGCACAGUCCCAGGGUUCCGACUCUGUGACAUCAUUCCCCCCUCACAUGAUCUGCAUGACUACUAUCGAUACGUGGGCUCCAUGACGACACCAGGCUGUGAGCAAGCGGUUGUUUGGACGCUGUUCCACAGGACCAUCCCUGUCAGCAACAGACAGCUGGUGUCAGUAGCUCAGCAGGCUCAGUUCUGGACGGGUCAGCCCAUGACAGGGAUCUUCCGGCCCGUCCAGCCUCUGAACGGCAGAACUGUGUACCGGUCGGCAACCAGCCCUGUCCAGCCUGGUCUCAUCACUGUGUGGCUGUAUGUUCUUCUGUCUGUACUGGGGAGGGCACUGGCGUAAAGUACUUAAGUAAAAAUGCUUAGUUUGUAAAGAUGUUGGAGUGUG